Messenger RNA from Saccostrea echinata, 5245 nucleotides. Its product is annotated as tyrosine-protein kinase HTK16-like. Lineage: Eukaryota; Metazoa; Mollusca; Bivalvia; Ostreida; Ostreidae. The coding region runs from base 110 to 2569 and encodes 819 amino acids. The record is from RefSeq and is a predicted model, not a curated record. The transcript is spliced from 19 exons. Gene Ontology annotation, cellular component: extrinsic component of cytoplasmic side of plasma membrane. Gene Ontology annotation, molecular function: ATP binding; signaling receptor binding; non-membrane spanning protein tyrosine kinase activity. Gene Ontology annotation, biological process: protein phosphorylation; innate immune response; cell differentiation.
UGAUACAACAAAACGGCAUGGAACCAGGAAGUGGAAAAGUAAAAUAAAACAAGAAUUGAUAAAUCCGUGAAACACACAUGAUUUUUUUCACUAAGGCUACAAAUAAACGAUGGAUGACGCUUAUGACGAAGAACGAUAUGAUUCUGUGUAUGCAAACGACCCUGUGAGCGAAUUUCUUAACGUUACAGAAAACCUAAAGCAAACAAACUUGGACCAGCUUCUCGAGGAAGAUAAACGGGUUAAUGCUAACAAAGAUGACCCAAUUUCAUGGUACCAUGGAAAGAUACCACGAGAAGCUGCAGAGAGCAUUCUAAAGGAGGGAUUGGCCAGCUUACAGGGGUCAACCACAGAUAGUAAUGGCCUGUACCUAAUACGUGACAGCACCAGCUCCGAAAAAGAUUUUGUUGUGUCUGUGACUCACGAUGCUAAAGUUUUCCAUUUCCAAAUCAAAGAGGUGUUUGAUGGGCAUUACAAGUUGGAUGAAGGCCCAACUACCCAAGGGUUGGAGAAACUUGUUGCCUACUAUGAGAAUGGAGCCAAUGGGCUGAUAACAAAACUUACCAGACAUUGUAAAGGCUCGCCACCCCCAGAUAGGGCCCGACUAAAUGGUCCCACCAAUUUACUGCACAGGGCAGUCAUGGAAGGAAAUGAAGAGACAGUUACCAGUAUAUUACAACAUAGACUUUGUCCCUCAAUAAAUGCCAAAAAUGAUUUAGGUACCACAGCUUUGCAUGAUGCUGCUAAGUAUGGCAGAGUUUCUAUCGCCAAGAAAUUAAUUGACAAAGGAGCUGAUGUUCACGCCAAAGAUAGGGCUGGUUUCACACCUUUACAUAGAGCUUGCUCAGCAAACUAUCCCGAUGUUGUUGCCGUGCUUAUAAAGCAUGGAAAAGCAGAUCCUCAAAUACGAUCUCCGAAAACUGGCUGGGUGGCUCUGCAUGAAGCAGCCAUGAAAGGCAAUGCCGAGUGCAUUAGAAAGCUUCUUCAGUUUCAUGCUCCCAUGAUGCCUCGGGCAGACGAUGGACAGACACCGCUGGACUUGGCACUGAGAUACAACCGACAGGACUGUAUUCCUCUCCUGAGGUUUCCUGAUAGAAGAGAAGUGAGGACGAAAAAGGAAUAUUGGUACCACUCGGAUCUGGACAGAAAGUUAGCCACACAAAUGUUGGAAGAAUAUCGUAAAGAAGAGGGAUUAUUUCUGGUGAGGAAGAGCACAAGGAAUGAAAACUACAAUGUCAUCUCACUCUGUCACAAAAAGAGCAUAUUUAAUUUUGAAAUUAAAGUGAAAGAUUAUGAGAACCAGUUGGUACACUACAUUGAUGAUGGUCCAUAUUUUGAGAGUCUGCAGCAGUUGAUUGAACACUAUAGUCGUUAUUGUGAUGGUCUCUCUACAAAACUCCGGGCUUCCAUUAGCACUGAUGAUCGUAGAAUAGAGGUAGACGAAGAAUAUUACAAUGUACAUGAUGUUAAUAAUGUUUCAAGAAGGAUUUCCUCACCAGGCACUGCUCCACCUGUUCCUAACCCCCGUCCAGUUCUCCCGGCCCACCCCAAUCACCCCAGUAAUAAACAACAGGAGGAGUACUAUGCAGACCCCUCCAAUGAACCACCCCCUCUCCCUCCCAGUCAUCCACCAGCUAAGCCAUCGACGGCCAGUAUAAAAGGGGGCAUGGGUGAAAGACAGAGUAGUCUAGAUGAAUUCAAAAAGAUUGAUAAAAAAGACAUUAAAGUUGGAAGUGAGCUUGGUCAGGGAGAGUUUGGAGCUGUUAAAAAAGGAAUCUAUACCCAGAGAAAGGCCAAAUUUAGGAGUAUGCAAAUUGAGGUAGCUUUAAAGACUUUCCACGAUGAGUCCAUGACAGGUGCUUUGGCGAGCAUUAUGGAGGAAGCAAGACUCAUGCAGAGGUUGGACCAUGAGUGUAUUGUCAAACUGUAUGGCAUUUGUGAAAAGCCCUUCAUGCUGGUGGAAGAAUACAUUUCCAAAGGUUCCCUACUAGAUUACCUGAUUGACCACAGGAAUCAGAUUGAGGCUAACCCCACCAUGUACCUAUGGGCUUCACAGGUUGCCAAUGGCAUGUGUUAUCUGGAAACAAUGAAGAUAGUCCACAGGGAUCUAGCUGCAAGAAACAUCCUUGUCCAAAAUUUGGAACAGGUGAAGAUCAGUGACUUUGGGUUGUCGAGGGCCUUUGCUGAGGAGAAGAACUACUAUCAGGCGUCUAAAGGAGGACGCUGGCCAAUCAAAUGGUAUGCACCAGAAUGUGUUAACUAUGGAAAAUUCAACCACAAAACAGAUGUCUGGAGUUUUGGUAUCACAUUGUGGGAAAUGUUUUCUUAUGGAGAUCAGCCCUAUGGAGACAAAAAAGGUGUAGAGGUUAUGCAGUUCAUCGAGUCAGGGGAGAGACUCAGCAAGCCUGAUGACUGUCCUGAAACUUGCUACAAGAAGAUGAGAGAAUGCUGGAACAAAGAUCCAGCUAAACGACCAGAUUUCAAGGAUUUAUAUAGACAUUUUCAGAUGGACCAGGAAUACGCGUGCGUGAGUGAGCUGAUGGCAAAGAGGAACAAGUCAAGGAAAAACUAGUUGUGUACAUGUGACCUUUGAACUUUUUUUUGUCAUCUUCACCAGUGAUUGGGUAAAUCAUGCUAUUUUUAGUCAGUUGAUCUGACUGCAUGACACUGAAAUUCAUAGCUUUACAGAAUUUUAUUUUUGAAUUCUUUGUACCAUUUAUAAACUUAAGAAAUGAAAUUUUUAGAUAUUCUUUUUUUUUGCUUAUAUUUGACUUCAGUAUGUCUUUUUCCCAAUCUUUAACUAAAGCAUAAAUCAUUUUUCACAGGAGCACUGAUAUUCUUGCCACUCAUGAGCAUGAAAAUUAUUGUAUUCAUUUGUUUAACAUAUAUAUACAAACAAUUGGGAAAGUAAUGGAAGAAAUAUUGCUUUGUUGUUUUAUAAUGGUAUCAUCUUCUGAAGUAAGUUCUUUAAAUACCAAUUUUUUUUUUAGUUGUAAAAAAAGUGCAAGAUUUUUUUUAGUACCAGCAUGAAAACUCAAAGCUUGAACCAGUUUUGACCAAUUCCAAAAUACAAAUGAGAAUUAUGCCUCAAUUGAUUUAUACACAUUUUAGUGUAUUGUUAAAACUAAUGAUCAUUGUUGAUUGUUAUUUUGAGGUGCAUUUAUUAUAUAAAAGUUUAUGGUAGCUUUAUUUUUCAUGUUCUCUCCAUUCCAUUUUGUGAACAUUCCAUGUCUUACAAUGACUUACAGAAUUAUGUCCCUUGUCAAGUAAUCCCAUACACUCUUUGAAAUAUGUAGUUGUCUGACAAAAUUUUAGAGAUUGCAGUUACUGUCAGCACAUGAAAAAUCUGUAAGUAAAAUUGAGAAUAUACCAUUUAUUUAUUCUUCUUUGCGGCAUGGUACAAAUUGGAAACUCUUGCGUAGGUUAUGAAAGUCAAGAAAAGUCUAUAUAAUUGUUAAAUCUUUUGUUUGCUGGAAAAUGUUUUGAGCAAUGGCUCUGAUAGAAAUCUGUUCCUUGCAUAAUAAAAUUCUGUUAUUUCAUAUAUUAUUUGUACCCUUUUCAGCACUUAUUAUUAUUUUUUUUACAUACCGUCAACUUUAAAAAAGAAAUAUGCAUAAUUGAAUGAGUUAUAUAGUAAAGUAAACUUAUAGGAGGAAAGAUGAGAAACAUUGAUAAAAAUUUUGUUUGAAAAAAUUGUCUCUUUUUAUAUUGUAUGUUGAAUCUAAUGUUGGGACAGUGUAAUGUACUAGGUACAAUGUUUAGAAUUGUUGUACUGUUGCGCUGGAGAGAGCGAAUCCUCCUACUUAUAGAAUGAUCCAAGUGCUGAUUUCAGUUAUAAAGGUGCUAUUAACAUGAUUUGCCGUCGAUUUCUUUUGCUCACCUUUAUGAUGUGUUCUAGGUUAUUCAAUCAUUUGUUGUCGCUGUUUUCCUAUGUGAUUUUGUCAAACAUAUAAACACAAAAAUUUUCUCUGGUGAAUUUUCCAUUCCAUGUUAUCUUUCCUAGAAAAAAAGACUGAUUUACGGUACUUAAUUGUUUCUAUGUUGUAAUUAUCUCAACCUCUGGAAAAUCAUGAAGGUCGGUGUCAUUCUAGGAAAAAAUAAUUACAGUAAGCAGGUUUCAGUUGUCUGUGUUUAGGAAGCAUUUUGUGUGACUGAUGGCCAUUUUCUGGACCUUACCUAUCAUAUGAUUUUUUAAUUGGAAUCAUGACACAGUUUUAGAGAGUAGUUUUAGUCAUUUAUACUUCUUGUGGGACCAGUGAUAAAACAUCUUUUUUUUCACAUACUGUAAACAUAUUACAUUUGGCUUUGUAUUCAUUUAAGCGCCUUUGGUAAAUCAAGUACAUUGCUAAAUAUCUUGUAUACAUGUAUUUAUGUGUCUAGCACAUUCACUAAUGGGCUAAAUCAAAUCUUUGCCAACUCAUUGAAAUAUCAAUUUACGCCAAAUAUUUUACAUGCUAAAUACAUGUAUAAUACAUUUACAGUAACUUACGGAUAUCUUGGGUAUGUAUUAAAUUUGAUUGAAUAGAGGGAUAAAAUCACAAACAUUAAAAAAAAAAUUGAAAUGCAUUUUACUUAUGCACUAACAUUUGAUGGUACAUAUUGUCUUGAUACAGUAAUUGUAUUUGUCCCUUCAAGACAUUCAAAAUUUGGACAAAUGAAUAUGUAGGUCGUACUAGAUUAGACAGUCAGGAAUUAGUGCUUAUGGUGGUUACAUGUAUUUUAUUUGUAGAGAUUUAUAUUUAAAUGGUGUGCAUGAAUAAGAACAAAGCAACUACAUCAAGGUUUUAAUAAGUGAAUUUUGCGGAAAGAAGUGAACAUACAGUAUUUCAAUCAAAUUUUCUAUUUCUCAUUUGUUGUCAUAUUCCAUUUAUUUUACAAAAGUAUGAUUGUAAAAGCACCAUGAUUCUGUAUUUUUUUUUUUUUAGCUCCAUUGAUAUAGAUAGAAAAUUAUAUAAUAUUAAAUACUAGCAUAUAUAUAUAUAUCUACACAUAUAUUUUUGUUAACAUUUUUAUUAUAAAAGAAUGUGUUUAUUUAACGUUAAAUAAAUCUCAUGUUUAUUAAUACACUAAAACUGUUGUCAGUCACUAGUCUUGUGCUACUGAAGGGGCACUUGUUAUGUUUCAAAACACAAGAUAGAAUUUUAUAUUUUGAUACAAUAUGGUUAUUUGAGAGUUUGUUUCCAUGUACUGCUUUGAAUGACUGUAUGUCAUCUCUUUGUACUUUUAAUAAAAGAUAAUUUUAAUAUAA